Messenger RNA from Caenorhabditis elegans, 274 nucleotides. RefSeq lists its product as uncharacterized. The transcript is spliced from 2 exons. Lineage: Eukaryota; Metazoa; Nematoda; Chromadorea; Rhabditida; Rhabditidae. The record is from RefSeq and is marked reviewed. Bases 49 to 240 code for a protein of 63 amino acids.
UUCAAAAUUUUUCACUAUUCAAUAUUAAAUUUUUAUACAUACCAAAAUAUGUUUGAAACUAAAGCAGUGGACCUUGGAACAUUUUUUUUUAAUUUUAUGCUCAUCUGCGUCGCUAGCAGAUUAUUGGAUUUGAUUUAUGAUAUUUUCAACAAAGUUGAAAUUGAGCACAUCAGCAUAGGAGAUGUCGCGUUAGACGAGAACAGCAAUAGUCCAUUUUUUAUCGAUAGAAACUUAAAUUGAUUGGUUUUGAACUUCUAAUAAAUGUUUUUGUUCA